Molecule: messenger RNA, 3741 nt
Organism: Orbicella faveolata
Lineage: Eukaryota; Metazoa; Cnidaria; Anthozoa; Scleractinia; Merulinidae
Biological process (GO): G protein-coupled receptor signaling pathway; cell surface receptor signaling pathway
Cellular component (GO): membrane
Molecular function (GO): G protein-coupled receptor activity
Source: RefSeq, a predicted model, not a curated record
UUGAAUGAUUUUGCCGUUUUUCGAAAAUAUCGCGAGACACAGUGAGUCAAAAACGUUUUUAUUUGGUGAGAGCGUUUCUGGCUUUCUUUUUCAGGCACCGUAGUUCCACCUCAUUACGGCGGACUUUGCAUGGCGGUUAAACUGUCAUACAAACCUUUGUGUGGCAGAAAAAUGCCAGAAACGUCGCUUUUUAAAAACAUUUUAACCUCCGACAAGUCUCGUGCAGAACAAGCUUUACUUUAUUCAUUUUAAUUUUGUUUCUUCUGAACACAGAUGGUGAUCUCGUAAUAGCAUAUAACGGGAAAAAUGUGAGCAUUAAGGCGAUUUUACAGCGAUUAAACAUCACUGGAACGUUCUAUUUUGGUGCUUUUUGUCCGAGAGAUGAACAUUCGUGCAAGAAAAGAUGUAUUCAUGGCGCUCCCGCUGACCCAGCAGAGCGCGGAAGGAAGUUACCUUGUUACUGUGACAGCUAUUGCCUAGAUGUAGGAGAUUGUUGUUACGAUUUCCUCUCCAGGUAACGAGCAUGCAAUUAACUCCUGUGAGUGAAGAUAAAUAAAACAAGUAUGACUAAUCAGUUUUGCCAAUUUGUGAACCAAAUCCUGCGCUGUGAUUGGUUAUAAGAGCGGCCAAGAUGGCGCUAUCCCGGCCGCUCAGGAUUAUGCGCUGUGUCCCGCAAAAAAAGAAUCUUUAUAAUAAAUCCUUUAUUGACCAAGCUUGUUUGGUCAAAAUGUCUUGAUACUAGCCUCGUCCUUUCUGUCCAUGUUUAUGGACCUCGACUCGAUUUUCGUCCGUAAACGCGCAGAAAAUUUACUUGGACAAUCAUUCCAACCAUCUUACUAAACAAGCUUGCUCAAUAACCCAAGUAUACGACAAGGACGGCAAUAUAAAUGAAGACAGAAUAACAAUAACGUCAAGGGCAACAGCCACAGAAAACCUUAUUGACGUAAAACAGCAGCAGCAGAAACAAAACCUAUCCCUGCAAUCUCUUGAGCUGGUAGACGAGAGAACACCAAUAUAAAUUUUUAAAAAAAUAGAUUUACUGAGACAAAGAACUGUUCAAGCUCGAUGCGGUCUAAAGAUCUGGAGACACUUUAUUGUAUUAAGACAGCAAGUAAAACUGACAACAACAGCAACAGUAAUCCAGUGUUCAAAUGGCUGUAGCAGAUUUCAGUUUAAUUCCUGUUUUGCUGUUGUUGUUGAUGUUGCUGAUGUUGUUGCUUGUUGUUUUUGUUGAUGUUCAUUUAUUGCUCCUUAUAAACUAGUUGCAGUCAUGUGCAACCGAGGCAUGACGACCAACGUGGACAAUGGGAAUGUGUGAAUAUGAAGAACUCAGACAGUCAUGGUAAUGUGAUGAAAACCACAUGUCCACAAACUACCGUUCAACCAGAGAUUCAAACCUUAUGCGAGACUGUAGAUAACACAGACUUCCUACGGAGAAUGCCUGUUGUAGAUGAAAUAGCAGGUAUUGUUUACAGGAAUGUGUUUUGUGCCAGGUGUAAUGCCGUAAUAAACGUAUCUUACUGGCGAAUGACCGCAGACUGUGGACCUAUUCCAGCCUCAGCUCUUCCUCAAGACAACGCAUUGUUAUUGGCUUUUAUAAGAGAAAACUGCACGGUUAAGUACCAGCCUACAGAUAAACAGCGAAAAUACCUCAAAAAUUGUCUUGUGACCAAAAGCAAUUGCUCCUCGAAACAAAUAGUUGAAAAAGAACCAGUGUUGCAAGAUCUCUGUUCACACUACGCUUUCCCUGUUUGUGGAAAUUCACACCGUAAAAACCUCCACUGUGCAUUGUGCAAUGGAGACGACAUAACUCAGGUAAACUGUGGAUGCCUGGCGCCAGUUACAAGCGAUCCUCCAACUCAAGCCACGACUCUUAAGUCAACAACUCUACAACAUCAAACGAAUCCAGGGUCAACAUCUUCAACGCAGACCACGACAAGUGAUCCGACAACGCUUACCACGGGACCCGAAUCAACAACUCUACUGUAUACCAUGACAUCUGGAACAACACCUCCACCGUUUACUACGGGACCGUGGUCAACACCUCCACCACGUACCACAAUACCUUGGACCACACCUCCCAUGCUCAUGACGACGCUUAUGACGUCUGCAAUGACGACAACUGAUUUUCCACGUGAACCAGUUCCUCCUCCACUGAACAUUCUGUUUGACUUUUCCUCCAAUCAAAUUAGCAUUAAAGGCAAAACAACUCAAACUAAAGUUGUGGCACAAAAGACUUGUCAAGAAGGGUUUGUUUAUGAUCCUUUCGUUCAAAACUGCAGAGAGGCUUUCCACAAAGUGAUUGCAAACCCCAACAUCUCAAUCAAUUCAACCAAUUCAACCAAUUCAACGAGUGAUGUCGAAAUAAUGCUGAACUGUUCCGGCAUACAGCUUAAUUCUUCAGACACAGUUUUGCUUCCAAAUGGAACUUUGUGGGUUCCUUUACACUCCACAGGAUAUAACCGCACUGAUUAUUUCAUGAAUGGCUCCUUUGUAUUUUUGUGCUCAAACUUUGCAAGUAACUACUCAAAGAGAGAAACAAUUGCAAGGUGGUCCUAUGUGGUAUCUCCAUUACAGAUUAUUACCUACGCCGGUUGCUCAGUUUCGGUUCUAUCGCUGCUUAUUUUACUCGUCGUUUACUGCGUAUUUAAGGAGUUGAGGACUCUGCCAGGGAAAAAUCUGAUAAACCUGUCUUUUGCAAUGAUAUUUUAUCACAUAUUCCUGUUUGUCGCAGGAUUAAGAAACAUCCAAGCUCUCUGCACUGGAAUCGCUAUUCUUCUUCAUUACUUUUUGUUAUGUUCAUUUGCAUGGAUGAGUGUGAUGGCAUUUGAUGUGGCAAAAACAUUUGUAUUUCACGAUAAUGCCGCACGUUCCCAACCAGCUAGGAACAGUAGGAGGACUCUCUUUAAAUACUGUGUGUGUGCCUGGGGUUUACCUGCAGUUGUUGUGGUCACGUGUUUUGCGUUGGAUUACACGGAUACUGUUGGCAUAGGCUACGGACACAGUGGAUUUUGCUGGAUCAAAAAUGGUACUACGUUGCUAGCUGUUGUUGGUGUCCCCGUUGCAAUGGCUAUUGUAUUUAAUUUCGCAGCUUUAACUUGGACAGUCAUUUCUAUUUACAAAGUGCGCAAGGUCACUAGUAAAUUGUCCGACCAGGGAAGUCACUCAAGUCUCGCUCUGCUGUGCAUCAAGCUGACUGGCGUCCUUGGUCUUACAUGGGUGUUUGGAUUUCUCAGUUCCAUCGUAAAAACUGACGCUACAGCAUAUCUUUUUGUGGUGGUUAACAGCUUACAAGGAUUUUUUAUUUUCCUGACGUUUGUUGCAAAGAAGAGAACUGUAACUUUGCUGAGAGGCGCGAAAAAGAAAUAUCAUGAAGGAGGUCACAGUACCUACAGUAUCAACACAUUUGACACAAAGUUGUAAAAUGCUCUGCUCUGCCUGUUCUUUCUAAAUAUCUGGAAGUAUCAAAUAACAAAGACAUAAAAAUUAAGGUUUCGCUCUUUUCUCAAUACAAACUCAAGUCAAUACAAAUUCAUACCCUAGAGGUUGUUCAACGGAGGGGUGAGUUUAAUAGGUAGCUCUCAACUUACUCUACAAAAUAGAUUACUUUUUUGGGUAUGGCUUUUGAAGCCGUCAUUAUGUCCCUUAUAUUUGAUCUCGUUACAUUCUCAGGAAGAGAGAAAAUUAUGUAAAAUUGGUAGAAAAUAUUGAUUUAAAAUGGUAACAGAGCCUCCCCCCCCC